This is a messenger RNA of Pogoniulus pusillus (Red-fronted tinkerbird), 11589 nucleotides long. RefSeq names its product calcium voltage-gated channel auxiliary subunit beta 4 (gene CACNB4). Gene Ontology annotation, biological process: calcium ion transmembrane transport. The record is from RefSeq and is a predicted model, not a curated record. The coding region runs from base 181 to 1641 and encodes 486 amino acids. Gene Ontology annotation, molecular function: voltage-gated calcium channel activity; protein binding. The transcript is spliced from 13 exons. Gene Ontology annotation, cellular component: voltage-gated calcium channel complex. NCBI's taxonomy places the organism in Eukaryota, Metazoa, Chordata, Aves, Piciformes, Lybiidae.
CGGCGGCGGGGGUGGGCUGCGGGGCGGCGCGGCUGGGGCGUCCGCAGCGCUGAGAGGGCAGGCUCGGCCCCGCCGCCGCACAGGCCUCCGCCGCCUCUCGGUUCUUCCCCCCCUCCCCUCUCCCCUCCCCCGCAGCGCCGGUUCCGCACCGAGAGAGGCGCCCGGCGUCAGCGGACCUCCAUGUACGACAAUUUGUACCUGCAUGGAUUUGAAGACUCGGAGGCGGGCUCAGCAGAUUCAUACACAAGCAGACCCUCAGACUCUGAUGUCUCUUUGGAAGAAGACAGGGAAGCAAUCCGCCAAGAGAGAGAGCAGCAAGCAGCUAUACAGCUCGAGAGGGCAAAGUCCAAACCAGUAGCAUUUGCUGUCAAGACAAAUGUGAGUUACUGUGGAGCCCUGGAUGAAGAUGUUCCUGUCCCAAGCACUGCCAUCUCUUUUGAUGCCAAGGACUUCCUACACAUUAAAGAGAAAUAUAACAAUGACUGGUGGAUAGGAAGGCUGGUGAAGGAGGGCUGCGAGAUUGGCUUCAUUCCAAGCCCACUGCGACUGGAGAACAUCCGCAUCCAGCAGGAGCAGAAGAGAGGACGUUUCCAUGGAGGGAAAUCAAGUGGCAAUUCUUCUUCAAGUCUAGGAGAAAUGGUUUCUGGCACCUUCCGAGCCACACCUACUUCCACAGCGAAGCAGAAGCAGAAAGUGACAGAACACAUUCCCCCUUAUGAUGUAGUGCCAUCCAUGAGACCUGUUGUCUUGGUGGGGCCAUCACUGAAAGGCUAUGAGGUGACAGACAUGAUGCAGAAAGCUCUCUUUGACUUCCUGAAGCACAGGUUUGAUGGGAGGAUAUCCAUAACGAGAGUGACAGCUGACAUUUCCCUUGCUAAGAGGUCUGUUCUGAAUAAUCCAAGCAAGAGGGCAAUCAUUGAGAGGUCAAACACGAGAUCCAGUUUAGCUGAGGUCCAGAGUGAAAUUGAGAGGAUCUUUGAGCUGGCAAGGUCCUUGCAGCUGGUUGUCCUAGAUGCAGACACUAUCAACCACCCUGCACAACUUAUCAAGACAUCUUUAGCACCAAUCAUUGUCCACGUCAAAGUGUCUUCACCAAAGGUUUUGCAGCGACUGAUUAAAUCCCGGGGGAAGUCCCAAAGCAAACACUUGAACGUUCAGUUGGUGGCAGCUGAUAAGCUUGCACAAUGCCCACCAGAAAUGUUUGAUGUCAUUUUGGAUGAGAACCAGCUGGAAGAUGCUUGUGAGCACUUGGCAGAGUACCUGGAGGCAUACUGGCGUGCUACCCACACCACCAGCAGCACGCCCAUGACCCCUCUCCUGGGGAGGAAUUUGGGAUCCACCGCGCUCUCCCCGUACCCCGCCGCAAUCUCUGGCUUGCAGAGCCAGCGGCUGAGGCACAGCAGCCACUCUACCGAGAACUCUCCAGUCGAGCGCCGAAGCCUAAUGACCUCAGAUGAAAACUACCCCAGCGAAAGGGCUCGGAAGAGCAGGAACCGCUUGUCUUCCACUUCCCAACACAGCAGAGACCACUAUUCUCUGGUGGAAGAAGAAUACUCUGACUCGUACCAGGACACUUACAAACCCCACAGGAACCGAGGCUCCCCGGGAGGAUACAGCCACGACUCGCGCCACAGGCUUUGAGUUGAAGAACCUGGGGGGUGGGGGUAGGGGGGAGGGGAAACCAAAGCAAAAUAGGAUCCAUCAGUUGAUAUCUUGCCAUGAAGUAGCUAGGAAACAAAACAGAAAUCAUCUUGGUUUGGCAGAUGAAGCAAGCAAACAAACAAAUCACCUUGGUUUGGCAGAUGUAAACCAGAGUUGCACUCUGCUGUCAUCUGAUGUUAAGUAGAGGGGCAAAACCAACAGCGUCCAUGCCCUGACGUUUCUGCCCAAUCAAUCACUGAGGUUGGUUGCUUUGAUUCUUUUGAUUCUGGUUGAUUGUUGGUUUUCUUAUUGGUUUUCUUCUUUCAUUGACAUUUAGAGCCAUACUUGUUUGUUCAGCUUGGUUAUUUGGUUUGGUUUUGUUGUGUUUUUUUUUCCUUGUCUUUAGGUAUUAGACACAUCCAUUUGUAAUUUUAGAGUUAAAAAAAAAACAAAAACACAAUAAUUUCCUGUGCUGGAAAUUCCAAAUGACCAGUUCCAGUUGGAACCAAUGUAUAAACCAAUUCCUGUUGGAAUUUGGGUGAAUUGACUGGAAAGUCGACUCGAGCACGUUGCAAUCGAUCGAAGGCAACAACAACAAAAGAAACAGAACCAACCAACCCCUUCCCCUCCACUAGAAGGACCUUCAGGUGUUCCAGCAGUGGAACAAGGUGAGGCAUUGGUAAGGCUCCCACUCUUGCCAGUGUCCUGUCUGGGAUUCUAUCAUUCUCUUCCCCCCCUCCAACAACCAAACCCAAAGGAACAAUCUAACUGUUUCCAAACCACUUAGAAGCCUGAAAGUCAGCUGCAGUGGUUGUGUGCUGGAAGCUCAGUUUCCAUUGGUAGUGAGAAUAAACAAAAAGGGUUAUUCUACUCUAAAAGUAGUUAUUUUAACUACUUCUCUCCAGAGUGGCUUGGUUUGGGUUUUUUGGUUUGUUUGGGUUGUUGGUGGUGGUUGUUUUUUUUCAGACAGUGCCAAAUAUCACCCAUUCUUGCAGCAGUUACAAAAGCACUUUCCAGUUUGAAAGGAGUUUUUAGGCCAGGUGUGAAGGUGGCAGUAAAAUUCCUUUAGUUUAUUUAGCCAGUGCUGAUGGUUUAGUUGUGGUCAGCGGUGAUGAACUGUGGCAGGAGAAGGGGAAUAUGGAGGUGGAACAAACCUGAGGGUAGUUGGUGUGGUUGAAGGUUGAGGUGAGGCUUUUUUGGUUCUCUUCUUGACCUGAACAGGCUGAGAAGAAGCUUUUUUAUUUUCCAUCUUAACUUGAACAGGCUGAGAAGAGGCUUUUGUGUUUCUCUUCUUAACCUGAACAGGUUGGGAAGAGGCUUUUGUGUUUUUCUUGACCUGAACAGGUUGAGAAGAAGCUUUUUUGUUUCCCAUCUUAACUUGAACAAGCUGAGAAAAGGCUUUUGUGUUUCUCUUCUUAACCUGAACAGGUUGGGAAGAGGCUUUUGUGUUUUUCUUGACCUGAACAGGUUGAGAAGAAGCUUUUUUGUUUCCCAUCUUAACUUGAACAAGCUGAGAAGAGGCUUUUGUGUUUUUCUUGACCUGAACAGGUUGAGAAGAGGCAUUUGUGUUUCUCUUCUUAACUUGAACAGGCUGAGAAGAGGCUUUUGUGUUUCUCUUCUUGACCUGAACAGGUUGAAAAGAGGCUUUUGUGUUUCUCUUUACCUGGACAGGUCAAGAAGAGACUUCUUUUUUUGUUUCUCUUCUUAACCUGAAUGGGUUGAGAAGAGAAUUUUUGGCUUUUCAUCUUGACCUGAACAAGUUGAGAAGAAGCUUUUUGAUUCCUCUUCUUGACCUGAACACAGGUAGUAGUCCCAAAAUGGAGUGUUAGUGUGUAGAGACAUCAUCUUUCCCCUCCCCAUUUUCAGCCUUUCAAAAUGGAAACCAACACUCCUCUUAAGCCAGUGUGCAGAGUAGCUCCACCCCAGUACCUCCCAACACAUUCCCUCUUUCAAAGUCCAUCUUUGAUUGUCUUAAGAACUCAGCAUCGCACAAGAAGUCUCCAGAGGCUUGGUUUCAAUUCCAGUGCUGAAAUCUGAGGGAAGGGAGUGGAGUUAACUAGCAGUAAAUGACAAAACAUCUGAAAUCACAACUUGGUCAGAGUUGGAUGGCAAUAAAAAUCACAUUAUCAGGGACAACCAAUCUGCUCCCAGUACAGCUGUUGAGCUGCUGUUUCUGACUGAAAGCAGGAGGAUCAGUCUGUGGAGAUGUUGCUGCCUUACUUCCUAACAGUCACUUCUUUGCACCUCCUGAGUCUUCAGUUUCUUUUACCUAGGUACAUUUGUGUGACUGCCUUGUGUCUUAUGUGAUCAGGGAAGCCUUAGGUCCAGUGUGACUGACAAAUUCACCACCACUCACCCUUCUGUGUCUUUGCACAGAUGCUCCUCAGCUUCCCCACUUCCUCCAGCUGACAGAACCUGCAUUUUUUUUAAUGCAGGUUCACAUCAAAACUGAUUUUGUUUUGGGUUUUUUUUCUCCCUUUGUCCAAAAUGGGGAUCAUUAACUUUUAGAUUGGCUUCUUUUCUCCUAAACUCUACUGGAAUGUGUCCCUGCCCAUGGCAGGGGGGUUGGAACUAGAUUAUCUUCAAGAUCCCUUCCAACCCAAACCAUUCUGUGAGUCUAUGAAUAAAUGAACAUUAUGAUUCCUUCUCCCCUCUGGACCAGUUAGCAAAGAUCACCACUGCUGAGUCUGGUUAUCUUCUUGAUGUUAACAAUGAGGAAGGUCAUCUCCUGUCUGGUACAACCCAACCUGAUGUCCUUCUCCAGCAGCAGGUGGAUGCGUGGUUCAUUGUUUUUAACUGCCUUGACUGCCUGAAGGGCAUGAGAUGGUUCAAAUGGGCCAGGGGGCAAGAAAAACAGGGGAAUCUCUGCAUCCAUUGGGAGUUAAGAAUGGGUAUGACAGACCUGAUCCUGUCUGAUUCCAAAAGAGCAUUUAGGCUGAGAAAGAGUGGCAGGAUCUGGUCUGGCAGUGGUGGCAUCAGCUGCCUUUUCUAGUGUAUACGACAGACCUGAUCCUGUCUGCUCUUCUGUUUGAUUCCAAAGGUGGAUUUAGGCUGAGGAAGAGUGGCAGGAUCUGGUCUGGCAGUGGUGGCAUCAGCUGCCUUCUCUGGUGGAUAUGGCAGACCUGGUCAAGUCUACUCUUCUGCCUGAUUCAAAGGUACAUUUAGGCUGAGGAAGAGUGGCAGGAUCUGGUCUGGCAGUGGUGGCAUCAGCUGCCUUCUCUGGUGGAUAUGGCAGACCUGGUCAAGUCUACUCUUCUGCCUGAUUCAAAGGUACAUUUAGGCUGAGGAAGAGUGGCAGGAUCUGGUCUGGGAGUGGUGGCAUCAGCUGCCUUCUCUGGUGGAUAUGGCAGACCUGAUCAAGUCUACUCUUCUGCCUGAUUCAAAGGUACAUUUAGGCUGAGGAAGAGUGGCAGGAUCUGGUCUGGCAGUGGUGGCAUCAGCUGCCUUCUCUAGUAUUUUUCUGCUACAGCACAGUGGAGCCUUCUCCAGACUUCUGUUCCAUGUACAGCACACGUACCUGCAUGAGAAAAGAAGGCAUUUAGGCGAAACAUUGGAUUAUCUAUUUUUUUCCCUCUAAGCUUUACUACUAAGUUUCUUGUUUGUGUGCAUUAAAAGUAUUAAUUGCAAAGGUUGCACUGAGAUGUAUAAACCUAGAGUAGCCAGCUCUUUAUCUUUACUCUGUAGUAGCAGUAGAGAUCAGAUCAUUUAAUUGCUUGAAGAUAUUUGCAUUUCAAAAGGCAGGUAGCCGCGAAGCAACUAACUUCUCUUUUCUAGCAAACGAGGUUACUGCUUUAUCAUCCAUCUCCUAGCCAAAACUCUCCCAUCUCUUUCUGAAGCCUUUUGGAGCCUUGUUUUCAAGUCUUCCAUGUCACGCUAGGGAAAGAUCUACAGGACACAUAUGCACAGAUCCCAUCACCUGCAGCAUCUGAAGUGCCAGAACUCCUCGGUUUGUUCUCCUAAACCCACGCUCGUGAGGGAAGUUGCCUCUUCCCUUGGACUUCCUUCACCACGUGCGUUUACCUUGACUUUACUCUCCUCUGUAAUUAAUUUGCCCUCUCCUCUCCCUCUGCCCAUUCCAUCUGAAGCAGUUAGAAGUGAUCCCAGCAGGUCUCUUGCUUGCUGUUUGGUUUCUCUUUUUAUCCUUUGAGAUAUAUCCAUCCUUAAGUACACCUACAGCUAAUGCGCUAAUAGGUUGUUAAUUUAUUCUAGAGCCAAGCUUAGGGGAGCUCUUUAUUUUUAUAAAGCAAAUCAUUUUUAGGAAGCAGAGCACUCAGUAAAAGCUGCACUGUCAAGCAGGAUAUGUUUUAGCCUCUGUCUUAGACCUCCAGCAGUGCUCACUGGCUGUGUUGUGACUUCUGAACGCUGCAGCGCUGAGUAGAACCAUUGGGUCCCUGUAUUCCUGAAGGGAUAUGUGGCAGGCUCAGUUUUCCAGCCCUGUCCCAUUUCUUCCUGCUACUAAACUACUGAGUAUCACAGUUCUGUCUCUAAGCUCUUUCUUCUCUUUCUGCCCAGGGAGGUGGUGGAGGCACCAUCACUGGGGGUCUUCAAGAAAAGACUGGAUGAGACACUUAGUGCCAUGGUCUAGUGGAUUGGAUAGGGCAGGGUGCUAGGUUGGACUGGAUGAUCUUGGAGGUCUCUUCCAACCUGGCUGACUCUAUGAUUCUAUGAUUGCAGAGACCUUUUAUGAAAUCUUUGAUAUUUUUUUUUUUUCCAAUCCUUUCUUUUUUUUUUGCCAUCAGCUUCAGCUCUUCACCAGGACCCUUUGGGAUGAAUAACCCAACGAAGGUGGAUAAUAACAAACCACCUCCAGAUCUAAUGGCAGGGAUAAUGAACUGACAAAGUGUUUUCCAAAUCCUGAAGCCACUUGAAAGACAAUUCAGCUCUUUUAAUUUAUUGGCCAGUUGUAUUGAACAGAUGUCUGGGCUCUUUUCCUGCUUCCAGAGACGUUUCUCCCAUGAGAUGCGCAGCUCCCAGCUGAUGAUGUUUUGUGACCCCGGCGUACGCGACUAAAGCCGUUCCACAUCCAAUUUUAGUUCCUCAGCAAUGGGCCAAAUGAAAUGGUUGUUUUCUGAACAGAUUGGCUUGGCAAAAAUCACUUCCUCUGCUUGAGAACUGACAGUGCAAGCAGCUGGAUCUGAUCAUCUUGCCAUAGAAAUUGGGCACCCAUGGAUUUGUCCGUGAGCAGCACGAGCAGCUUCUGCUGCCGGUGCUGUUCUGCUAAUGACAGCUCCUCAGCUGCUGAGCACUCAGCCUGCUCCUGAUUCCACAUCUGGGGCUGGAGCUUUUUAGCUUGGAGAGGAGAAGACUAAGGGGUGACCUGAUUAAUGUUUAUAAAUAUGUAAGGGGUGAGUGGCAGAAGGCUGGAGCCAGGCUCUGUUGAGUGAUGCCCAGUGACAGGACAAGGGGCACUGGGUGGAAGUUGAGGCAUAGAAGGCUCCAUGUGAACCUGAGGAAGAGUUUUUUCCUUGUGAGGGUGACAGAGCACUGGUACAGGCUGCCCAGGGUGGGUUGUGGAGUCUCCCUCUCUGGAGAUAUUCAAGCACCAUCUGGAUGUGUUCCUGUGUGACCUGCUCUGGGUGAUCCUGCUCUUGCAGCAGGGCUGGACCAGAUGAUCUGUCAAGGUCCCUUCCUGCCCCUGAUGUUCUGUGAUCUCUUUGAGUCAACCCUGAUGGACCCAAAUAACUCAAGCAUGCUUGGGCUCGGAGGUGGCUCUGUGGCUCAGUGGAUGCUGUUGCUGGUGAUUGUCCUCCCAGCGUUGGUGUUGGGUUUGCUGCAAAUCAGAAAACCUUUCAGCUGGGUUGAAAGCUGCUUCUAAUGUUGAUACCUGAGGAAGGGUUAACCUUUUGUGCUCCUUGCUUUUAAAAUGACGAUUAGCAGGUACUCAGAAGAGUGUCCAUGGCAAGGAGAGGUUGCUGGUGGAGUAACAAGCUGAUGGUAGUUCCUCUGGGUGCACAUAGGACGGAAACUUCAAGCUCAGUUUAGUCUCAGAACCACAAACUUCUCUGAAACAGGCUCCUGCAGUCCAAGAUCUUUACUGACAUUCCUAUCCCCCAAAGAAUAUUGCUGAGACUAUUACUUGAGAGCAUUUGGGGUAGGUUAGGGGCUUUAGCCAGACUUUGUGUUUUGUUCUCUGCUGAAUUUUGUUGUCCAAGUUGAGCGCUUCUGAAGCCUGCCCUUGAUUCCACAACCUUCAUUUGGAGGUAAAACUGAAUUGGAGACCACAAAUGAAAAGCAAUGAGAUGCCUAUUUUGCAUGAUACCACUUCUCCCAUUCUGGUUUUACUCCUAACUGUGGCUUUCUCUUAACCCAGUUGGCAGGAACAGAAGUUUGGACACAGGGGGUGCUGCUGCCGUUUCUUUUUGUUGCAUUUUUGCCCCCUGUUCCUUCCAACAGUGGCUCUGCAAAGAGAAACAAGAUGCUGUGGUGUCACCAGUUUGAGCUCUGGGGGAAUGAAGUUCCCAAGAGCUGCCAAAAGGGAGUAUGGUGUUUGAAGAGCCAUUUGAAGAACCUUGGUCAGGUUGUUGCUCAAAGUCUGUCUUGAAAACCAAAGGGGCAUUUAAGAAGGGUUGUGAGAUAGAUGUGUGGGAUUAGCCUGGAGAAGGAGCUGAGAAUGUUGCUCAGUGUGGAAAUCCUGUGUUGAGAUGUCUCAGGAUUCCAUUAUGGAAUCCAUUUGAAGAGAUCAAGAGAAAUACUGAAUCCAUACAGAGGAUUUGGGGAGAAGAAGGUGGAAAUCAAGUUUAAAAGAUUAAUAAUCUAGUUGGAGGUGUUCUGCUGACUGCAGGGGGGUUGGAGUAGAUGAGCUUUAAAGGUCCCUUCCUUUAAAGCAUGCCAUGAUUUGAUGAGUGGGUCAAUCCUUUUUUCCUGGGAGCAGCACUGGCUUGCUCUGGGUAGAUUUUGGUAGAUUUGCCUUUUCCCCUCACCAUUUUUGGCCUCUUUUGGACUGGAUCCUACUGUUGGAUGCGGGCUUUGUUACCAUCUCCCCCAAAAAGCUGAGAAUUGGCAAGCUCUGACCAGAAAUGGCACAUCCUGGUUAUCAGAAACCUUAGCAAUAUUUCCUGAAAAGCAAACCAGAAUUCCACUUCAAAACUCCCCAAAUCCCCUUUGGGAUUAAUUCUGCUCAGUAUAAGCAAACAAAGAAUCAAUACAGUGUGAAAAUCUCUUCUACACUAGGGAGGGAAAUAUUUUGCCAGGGAUGUUAAUCCAAACCAGAGCAAAGAAAAAUGAAGCACAUUUGUAAUAGCACAAACUUCCAAGAAUUCCACCCCUGCAGACACUGUGGUGGUCUUGAGAUACAAAGGGGUGGGGAGGUUUGAUCCAGUCUCAGUGAGUUUACUGCAGUUUUUGAUCCCUGGGCAGGUCAUUUCUUAAGCCUUGCAUUUUUGCCUGUGUGAUUAUUUUGGAUGAAUUUGUAUGAUUUCUCUGUUAAUGAAUGAAAAACCAACCAAACAAACACAAAGCACCCCUAAACCUUUGCCAAUUAGCAAGCCCACUGCACUCAUGUCCGCUGAUUUCCUCCUGGAAGCUGAAAUCACAUCAAUAACCUCUGAUUUUAGCUAGUUUGGGUUAUAGAACUGAUGAGUAUACCACAAAUAACAGCAGUAGCCCAAGGUCUGGAAUGGGAAAAAUAAGAAGAGUGCCAGUAAAGAAGCUUUGGGGGCUACAGAGUGAUUUGCUGGGGAUGGGGAGGUGGGAGAGAGGAGAAUAUUGCACCCUCAGAGCUCUGCCCACUCAGAACGUCCACUGAGUUUAAAACAGGAAGGGAAAUGAGGUGGAGGGAGGGAGUUGACCACAGCAGUCCCUGCCCAUGGUGGGAAGGUUGGAGUAGAUGAUCUCUGAAGUCCCUUCCAAGCUAGGCCAUUCUGUGAAGAUGACCUUUGAGGGUCCCUGCCAACCUGAUGUUAGCUGUGCUUUGGUGGAUUUCCACCUGAAACGCUCCAGUUCUCUUCUUUUGUAUGAGAGCAGCAACCGAAGGGAACCGAGCAAAGCGCAACCUGUGUGCACACAGGAGACACAGGGAGGGGCAAAGAAAGGAGGUGGAAACAGUCACUCAGAACCACAAACUAUGGACCUUGGGCUCCUCAGAUCCCACAGAAUCCCUGGUUUUCACCCAAACUGGUUCCCAGUGACAGCCUGGCAGUUGUUAAAUCUGUAACUACAUUUCAGUAUCUAAAGGGGAGCUACAGGAGGACUGGAGAGGGACUGUGCAGAAGGGCCUGUGGUGGUGGCCAAGGGACAAUGGUUUGAAACAAACAGGGGGGGGUUAGGAUAGACAUCAGGAGGAAGUUCUUCACAAUGAGGGUGGUGAGAUAGUAAAGCAGGUUGCCCAGAAAUGUGUUUGAGGCCCCAUCCCUGGAGACAUUCAAGAUGAGACUGGAUGUGGCCCUGGGAAGCCUGUUCUAGUUGUAAGUGUCCAUGCUGGCUGUAGGGAUUUGCUCAAGUUGACCUUUGGGGGUCCCUUCCAACCUGGUGUGUUCUGUGAAUCCCUGAGGCACAAACAUCUUUGAGUGAAUCUCAGUGCAGUAACUGGAAUGGGAAAGGCAGCAGAGAAGAGAUCAGAACUAAGAGGCUGAUCACAGUGUCUGCAGAAGGCAAGGGCUGUGUGGAGCCUUGUCCUUUCAUGCCAGGUGAUUUACAACAGGGAAUACCUCUCUCUCCUGGCUGUGUUUAUCCACCAGUGUCUCUGCUGUUGGAUGUGGCCCUGGGCAUCUUGUUCUAGUUGGAGGUGUUCCUGCUGGCUGCAGGGAUUUGGUCAAGUUGACCUUUGGGGUUCCCUUCCAACCUGAUGCAUUCUGUGAAUCCCUGAGGCAUGAACAUCUAGUUGUAGGUGUCCCUGUUGGCUGCAGGGCAAGGGUGGGUAUUGCACAAGAUGAGCUUUGAGGGUCCUUUCCAACCUGAUGCACUCUGUGAAUCCCUGAGGCAUGAACAUCUAGCUGGAGGUGUCCCUGCUGGCUGCAGGGCAAGGGUGGGUACUGCACAAGAUGAGCUUUGAGGGAGAAGAGGAGGCUCAGGGGUGAUCUUAUUACUGUCUACAACUACCUGAAAGGGCAUUGUAGCCAGGUGGGGGGUGGCCUCUUCUGCCAGGCAAGCAGCAACAGAAGAAGGGGACACAACCUUAAGUUGUGCCAGGGUAGGUCUAGGCUGGAUGUUAGGAAGAAGUUCUUCACAGAGAGAGUGAUUGGCAUUGGAAUGGGCUGCCCAGGGAGGUGGUGGAGGCACCGUCCCUGGGGAUCUUCAAGAAAAGCCUGGAUGGGGCACUUAGUGCCAUGGUCUGGUUGACUGGAUAGGGCUGGGUGCUAGGUUGGACUGGCUGAUCUUGGAGGUCUCUUCCAACCUGGUUGAUUCUAUGAUUCUAUGAUGCACUCUGUGAAUCCCUGAGGCACGAACAUCUAGCUGGAGAUGUCCCUGCUGGCUGCAGGGCAAGGGUGGGUACUGCACAAGAUGAGCUUUGAGGGUCCCCUCCAACCUGAAGCGAAAUGCAGCCUCACUGGGAGCCAGUUCAGCUGGUAAAGACAUUUACCAAGAUAAAAAACUACUCCACCUUGUUGUUUUCUGCUGAUUUCCCUCUUUCUGUUGUCCCUUCUAUAGAUACUGUAUGUGUAGCAUUCGAUGAGGCAUGCUGGGUACAAUAUACUAUGCAAAUGUGUACAGUGUUGCAUGCUUUGCUCUCCCUCUGCUUUUAGUGGCUUUCCAAGGAUUUAAAAACAAAGGAACAAAAAAAAAGACAAGAGAAGUGUUGUUAUUUUUGUGAUCAGAAUCAUUUAAAAGAGAGACAAAAAAAACAAACCAAACAAAUGCAGCCUUGCAUGCAGGAUUAAGUAUCCUCAUUUCUAUGGUUUUAUGGAAUUUAGAUGUACAAAACCCAACUGCAUUCCGAGGACUUUUCUACAAUAAAUGAAAAUGAAAGAAAAAAAAAUAUCAAACAAAACCAAAACAGCUCAACCUGUAAAA